Messenger RNA from Anopheles maculipalpis, 405 nucleotides. RefSeq names its product V-type proton ATPase subunit G-like. Gene Ontology annotation, biological process: proton transmembrane transport. The coding region runs from base 18 to 374 and encodes 118 amino acids. The record is from RefSeq and is a predicted model, not a curated record. Gene Ontology annotation, cellular component: vacuolar proton-transporting V-type ATPase complex. NCBI's taxonomy places the organism in Eukaryota, Metazoa, Arthropoda, Insecta, Diptera, Culicidae. Gene Ontology annotation, molecular function: proton-transporting ATPase activity, rotational mechanism. The transcript has 3 exons.
GCAACAGCACUUACAAAAUGGCCAGCCAAACGCAAGGAAUACAGCAACUGUUGGCUGCCGAAAAGCGUGCGGCGGAAAAAGUGGGCGAAGCUAGAAAACGAAAGCAACGACGUUUGAAACAGGCCAAGGAGGAGGCACAGGAAGAAAUCGAACGAUACCGUCAGGAACGCGAGAGACAGUUUAAAGAAUUCGAGGCGAAGCACAUGGGAAGUCGUGAAGGUGUAGCGGCUAAGAUCGAUGCGGAUACUGCCAGUAAGAUUGUCGAGAUGAAUCGUUCGAUUUCGGUUAACAAGGCAGCGCUGCUGAGCGAAAUUCUUACGCUGGUGUACGAUAUCAAGCCGACGGUGCAUAAAAACUUCCAAUACACCAAGUAAGGCGUCUAUGAAAAUGCGGCGAACAAACGAU